Metarhizium brunneum ARSEF 3297 is the source of this 3687-nucleotide messenger RNA. NCBI's taxonomy places the organism in Eukaryota, Fungi, Ascomycota, Sordariomycetes, Hypocreales, Clavicipitaceae. The record is from RefSeq and is a predicted model, not a curated record.
AUGGCCGACGACACAGAGUUCUCGUCCUUUGACGAGAACGCUUGGAAGGCACAAGAUGCUGCUGAUGAUCGCGAAAUCGCUCGACUACUAGAGCAGAGCCAAGAAGGCGGCAACAGCUCCUUGAAGCUCGAUGAUACUCCGUUCGAUCAAUCCAACAAGGCCGAUGAUGCCCAAGAUUUCGAAGACAUCAGUGAUGAUGAUCUGCCAGACGAGGAGCCGAGCGCCAGCACCUCGUUGGAGCUUCCGGCACUGACUGAUGACGGAGGUACCAGCAACGAUGCCGACGAUUUGUUUGGAGAAGGGCCCUCUUCUCCGACAGACCCCAUUUUAGGACCACCAUCGCCAGGUCCCCGCGUCCGCGACACAGACACUGCUGAUGACUCUCACCCUAUUGACUCGAGCCUUAGUUUCGCAGCCAUCAACUUCGACCCUGAUCCCCACCUGAACGGAGCUGCGAAUCAAGAUCCCGAUAUUCCAGCCGUUGUGGAAUCACACGAAGACUUGCUGAAAGCUGCAUGGCCUGCAUUCAAGAAGGGGCGUGUAUUGACGUGGAGUGAACUUCUGCCACCGAAGAAGGCAACAUGGAAGGAGAAGAAGCCGCUAAAGAAACCCAAGCAUCUGGUUACUAGUAAGCUGAACCUCGACCUCGCUGCGGAUCAAGAGAAGAUGUUUCGAAUUCCGGGAACUGCGACUUCUGGACCGAAUCACCGGGCCCUGGAAUCGUCGCUCGCCGGUUUUGUUCGAUGCGAAAAUAAUGGGUCAAACCAAGAGGAGGAUAGAUCACAUUUUGACUUGGACCAGGAAUCAGAUUCCGAAACUGUUGUGGGAUUCACAUUGCAAGAUAUUGAUCUAGCAUGCCAGGAUUGGGGCGACCAAAUUAACGCAGUCGAGACGGAGUUCAAGAAACGUGUCGCUGCUGAAAAGGAACUCCUUAAACCAAAGAAGCUAGUUGAGGAUCACGAUGAUGAGUGGGAUGCCGAGUUUCUGAUGGAUACAAUGGAUGAGCAACCCCAACAGCCCAAGAAAAGGAGAGCAGUCAAAUUUGGACUGCCAGAAAUACCUCGAUAUGCUGCUUCUACGUUUGAUAACUUUGAAGAUGUGACUCGACGAGGCGCCAAGCGUGUUCACCUAGACAUGAACGACCCGCACCUGCUGCUCGACACUGACAUGCAUCUCCGUGCAAAACGACCUCGGCUGGAUUCAAAGGUUAAACGCAUGGCGAAUGGCAAUAUGGGCCGGGAUAUUUCGCAGCGCUUCAAUCUCUCAAACGAUGAAGCGUAUGAGCUGCUCAAGGAAAACCACCAGAGCAAAGUCCGCGCUACUCUGGGCAAUAUUUCUGUGGAGCACAGUAUGCCUGCCAUCAAGCUGUCGUGGCCGUACUACAAGGUCAAGCUCGGUGGCACCACAGACGAGUAUCACCGCCCGCGCUUCCGUUACAAGAAGUUCUCUGGGCAUGUCAUCAAGUUCGACAAGCCUCAGCAUCACAAGCGCAAGAUGAUGAAGGGCAAGGCUCAUGAAGUGUAUCGUCUAUCCAAGGAUCUCAGCCUUAGCGACAACUCAACAGCUGUGCUAUUCGAAUACUGUGAACCCAGACCUCGAGUCUUGAACAACUUCGGCAUGGGUAGCAAACUGAUCAAUUACUAUCGGCGCAAGGACAACAAUGAGGAUGAUCAGCUGCCCAAGCAGGAGUUGGGCGAAUAUCGUAUGCUGCUGCCGGAAGAUCGAUCACCUUUUUCGCUGUUUGGAACCGUUGAUUCAGGUGAAACCGUACCUACACUGCAUAAUGAAAUGUAUAGGGCGCCCGUGUUCAAGCACAUGCCACGGGGCACCGAUUUUCUGGUCGUCCGAAGCACAACAGGCGUAGAGGGUUCGAAAUGGCAUCUACACAAGAUCGACCACCUACACGUUGUUGGCCAGACUUUUCCUUCCGUGGAUGUUCCCGGUCCCCAUAGUAGACGUGUCACGAAUGCGUCCAAGAACAGAAUGAAGAUGCUGGCUUUCCGGAUGAUCAGGCAUAGCCAGACAGACAACUGCCAGCUAUCAGACAUUACAAAGCACAUAGCAGACUCCACCGACACUCAAAACAGGCAAAAGCUCAAGGAAUUCCUACAAUAUGAUAGGGAGAGUGGUGAAAAGGGCAUGUGGCGCUUGAAGCCAAACGAGAUGUUGCCCGACGAGAAUGCGAUUCGCGCCAUGAUCAAGCCUGAGGAGGUAAGUCUUCUGGAUGCCAUGCAACUGGGUAUAAAGGAGCUCGAGGACGCUGGCUACGAUCCCCGAAACGCCAACAUUGAUGAUGAUGUCAUGGACGUCGAUGCUGAAGACGAAGACGAUGACGAGGGAGGAAGCAAGGCACCAAAGGGUGCCAAGAAGCCUGGCGAGAAGCAGGAAGAGACCCUUGCUGACAAGAUGGCGCCUUGGAAAACUACAAAAGCCUUCAUUGAUGCCUGUGCCCAGAAGGCCAUGCUUCAGUUGCAUGGUGAAGGUGACCCAACAGGACAUGGUCUUGGCUUCAGUUUCAUCCGAACGUCCAUGAAGGGCGGGUACAUAGAGGCCGUUCAAGGUCCGCUGGCGACGUCGGCUGACGCCAUGGAACGUGAGAAGCGCGCUAAUGGCGGCCACGCCUACAAUGUCAAGAAACAGCAAGCAAUGUAUGAGGAGGGUAUCAAGGAGAUUUGGGAGAAGCAAAAGUCGACACUUUCCGACGCCCAAGAGCACGAUGACAAGGAUGUGGCGGUCACAGAAGACGAGGAUGACAGAUUCAACGUUCACGCCGCCGCAACCCCAGCACAAUUCGACGAUGGCACCAGUCAAAUUAGUGGCUUUACAUCGGCUAGUCGUCACGUGAAAAAAGCCAUCUGUAUUACAAGAGAGGUCCGCCUUCAAGAUGGAACCACUCAGACACGAACCGAGGUCGUCCACGAUCCCGUUGUCAUUUCGCAGUAUAUGAAGCGGCGAACUGAGGCAGACUUGGAACUUAAGGACAUCUACAGCUCCCGGCCUACGGGCAAUGCCGAUCAUGACCGUCUUGCAGGCAUUAGAAUCAAAAAGGAGCUCGAACGACUCGAAAAGAACAAGGCUCGACGACAGGCCCGAGAACAGCAAAAAGAGCUCCACCAAAAAGCCAGCGCUGGCGAAGCCGGAUCACCUGGCGCUGUCGACAAGGUGCCCACUGGUACAACUCGCAAGUUUUCCCCUCCUUUAUAUCCAUCUUUUGAUUGGUGGGGCGCUGCAUCGCACAAGGAGGGUCAGGCAGUCCCGACCAAGAAGCAAGCCAGGAGGAAGAGCGUCUUGCAUCGCUUGAUGAAGUCAUCGAAUCGCGAAGCCCGAGAAAGAGAGAAGCGGCGUCAAAUUGAGGAGAGGGCGACUGCCCGGAAAGUGAGAAAGGAGGAAAACAUGGCGGAGAAGUUGAAAGUUCAACGAGAGCGUGAGCAGAAGAAAAUAGAGGACACCCGACUGCGAGAGGAGGCAAGACGACAAGAAGACCAAGCCAGGGAAGGAAAGAAGAGACGUCAGGAAGAGCUCCGCGCCGACAAACAACGACAAGAAAACGAGCAGCGGCGCAAAGCGCAAGAAGAGAGAGAAGAAAGGCGCAGACUCCGUCUCGAACGCGAAGAAGAGAACCAGAGGAAGAAGGAAGAAAAGGCGAAAGCUCGUCCCAAGUUCAACUACGGAAGUUGCCGGCCGUGA